Messenger RNA from Lindgomyces ingoldianus, 1930 nucleotides. RefSeq lists its product as uncharacterized. The annotation marks the transcript as partial. The record is from RefSeq and is a predicted model, not a curated record. The transcript has a single exon. Lineage: Eukaryota; Fungi; Ascomycota; Dothideomycetes; Pleosporales; Lindgomycetaceae.
CAUGGCCAAACCCCGCACAUUCCUAGAUAUUCCGCCGAAAGCAAGGAAACUCAUCUAUGAAUAUGCUGGCCUAACGGGGCGAACCAUCGACCUCAACUACUCCAAUCUCGUUUUGUACCCGCAGAAUGAGUAUCCUGAUUCGUUGUGGUCACAGCGCAUUGGGUGCUUUCACCACUCCCAUCUUACCAUCAAGCGAUGCGAAGAUUACACGACGCUUGAGCCAUACUGGGAAUGUAAUCGGAAGAGAACCGACCUGAUUCCUAUCCACAACUACUUUUACCACUGCGAACACUAUGAUUGCGCUUCAUUUGAGGAUCCUCCGUAUUCCCUCUUAUUGGCAUCAAAAUCCAUAUUCACGGAAGUAUUCCAGACGAUUUAUGAGAGGAAUACCUUUCGGAUUUGUCGAAGUAGCCCGGAAGGUUUUUCCCCGCUUUUCAACGAGCUCGGACAUGCGGCUUUGCAGGAGCUUUCGAACUUAACUAUACGGCUUGAUGGAGAACCCCCAGAAACCAUAGUGCUCGGUGUUGAUUGGGCAAGGUUAGAGCAGCUGUUGCCAAUAAAGUUACACAGCCGUUACGGUAAAGCUGCGCUGAGUGAUUGGCAAAACCUAGUUCGACGGCUGUCUCGAUGUGUGCGACCGAACCGCCUCACUCUCCGUCUAAUAGCCAAGGCACCCGAUGUCAAAACAGCUGAAGCUCUUCUCGAGCCGCUCAACCAACUUCCAACCCUCAAAGAAUGUUGUAUAUGGCUAAACCAAGACCCCAUCGAGGGGUUCCUCGACCUUAUCCAGAAAACAGUCCAGCGUCUUACCACUCGCCCACCCAGCGAUCCAAAGAUGCCUUUUAGGUACCUAGACCUCCCUCAAGAGCUACGGUUUAGGAUACUAGAGUACACUGAUCUGGUGUCCGAUGCGGACGUCGAGUGGAAACCAUCUCUUUCCAAUGUGGACCCUAUUCCUGCCCUUGACUGCAGCUGUAUCGACGAGUUGGGGAGGGACACUUUCGAAUUGGUAGGCCAUCUCGAAGGUUGUACCACAAAGUAUCUUAACGACCCUUCUAAAUACCUAGGGAGCCCGGAAGAAGAUUUUUUCAAAGGAAUUCACUGCCGUUACGAUCCGAGAUGCUGCGAAAGAGCAUAUGAUGGAAUAUGCGACUGUCUGUUCAAUUGCGGCCACGCAGCAUAUUCUUCCUCCCACGGAAAGGUUGCACGCGUUCACCCGUUGUUCCUAGUCAGCCGCCAAGUCAAGGACGAUGCUCUCCCAAUUUUCUUUCAACAGAACCGUUUCGUAGUCUCACCGCUCGGAAUCGUUACACCGCGGUGGGCUAGCCCGGAUGGCUCACACAUAUACCGAAUCGUGAUUCCAAUGCCGAGGCUAGAACUCUCGCUAUUGCUUUCCUCACUGUCGCGCGACGCACUGCGUCAUCUCCGUUGGCUAGAAUGGGUGAUACCGCAAUUCGAAAAUUACCAGCAGGCGCCUAAGUCUGCAUGGCCUGACUACCUCGAUACAAUAGAUAUGAUGGUGCACGCGAUGCAUUUGCCCAAACUUACGCUAGUCUUGAAUCUAAGAGCCUCUCAGCACGAAUAUGACAGAACUAGGCCAUCUUGGCCAGUACGGUAUAAUAAAGAUGGCACCAUGUACGAUCGCAUCGUCGGCCCUCUUUGUCGCUUGAGAGGGUUGAAAGACUGCUUUAUUUACUUGAGGAGGGUGUAUAAAAAGGGGAGUGAGAACUUUUACCAUUCUGGGACAGAUGCAGAUUUUUAUGCUUUUGACAAUGAUGAGAUGAGAUAUGAGAAAUUGAUAAUGGGGCAAGAUUAUGACAGCGCGAAAAGAGGGAAGCCGUGGAUGGAGAGGUCUGAGCGCAAGGCAAACUGGUUGACUGCUCCAUUAAACUCGUAUUGUGACUUUGAGCAGUGGCAGUAUUGAAGAUAA